AUGGCACCUCCAUCUCAACUUUCCAUAGCUACCUCCUCCGUGGCCCGUUUGGUCAAGGAAGAAGCAUCAUAUCACAAAGAGUUGAUCUCUCAACAAGCACGACUCAAGAAAUUAGAGGAAGCUACUGAGGAAGAUGAGAAUAGAGAGUAUUCCUUGAAGCAAGAGAGAACGACUCGCAGAUGCCAUACUCAAGCUGGAGGAUUUGGUGCAAAGAGGUGGAGAAGAGGUGGAAGAGAAUAG
This is a messenger RNA of Sclerotinia sclerotiorum 1980 UF-70, 240 nucleotides long. RefSeq lists its product as hypothetical. The transcript has 2 exons. Gene Ontology annotation, molecular function: beta-tubulin binding. Gene Ontology annotation, biological process: post-chaperonin tubulin folding pathway; tubulin complex assembly. NCBI's taxonomy places the organism in Eukaryota, Fungi, Ascomycota, Leotiomycetes, Helotiales, Sclerotiniaceae. The record is from RefSeq and is a predicted model, not a curated record. The coding region runs from base 1 to 240 and encodes 79 amino acids.